AGAGUGGCACAUAGGCUGAGGGAGAGGUAAUGGGAAAGCAGUGUGGGCUGGACUCAUGGUUUUCUCCUCUCUGCCCCACAGGUUCUGUUUCUCAUACACAAGGCAGUGCAGAAAGCAGUGGUCGGCAGCCAUGCUCCAGACUGUGUGGCCCCAGGAGUUAGUGACAUUUGAGGAUGUGGCUGUAUACUUCACCCAGAAUCAAUGGACCAGCCUGGACCUUGCACAAAGGGCACUAUACAGGGAGGUGAUGCUGGAGAACUAUGCCAAUGUAGCAUCCGUGGCUGCUUUUCCAAUCCCGAAGCCAGAUCUGGUAUUUGAGCUGGAGCAAGGGGAAGCACCGUGGGGCCUGGAUCCCUGGGUCCCUGGGCAGGGAGAGGCCCCCAGAGGUGUCUGCACAGGUGGUAAAACCAAGACCAGGAAUGAGGAGCAGACUCCAAAGCUGACCAUUAGUAAGGAAUCUGAGUCUGACAGACUGAUAGUGGAGAGAAUGCUGGUGGAAGCACCUCCAUACCCUGGCUUUAAGGACAGCUCAGAGAAGUUGCAGCUGUGUGACAUAGGGAAGAAAACAAGGUCAAAGAAAGGAAAUUUCACUCACUUGACAGCCCAGUUUCAUAAAUCCUCUACUGUUGAAAAAGAAGAGACAGCCAGGAAAUUGGGUAGAACCGGUGAGGUCAGCACACACUUUAACUCAAAGCGGUGCCACUCUAGAGAACAGGUAUUUUAUAAAUGUGAUGAGUGUGGCCGAUGUUUCCACCAACGUUCAGACCUUCAUCAGCACCAGGCAAUUCACAAUGACGAAAAACCUUACAAAUGCAAAGAAUGUGGGAAAGCCUUCAGAUACAAGUCAAAACUGUCACGGCAUCAGAAGAUCCACACCAGGGAAAAACCAUACUCAUGUCGGGAAUGUGGACAGACCUUCAGCCAAAACUGCCACCUCCUUCGGCAUCAAAAACUACACGUGGGAGAGAAGCCCUAUGAAUGUAAGGACUGUGGAAAAACUUUUAGCUAUAAUUCAAAACUUACUCUGCAUCAGCGAAUCCACACUGGAGAGAAACCCUUUCAGUGUAAGCAAUGUGGAAAGUCUUUCAGGUGUAGCUAUGAUUGCAUCAUCCACGAGCGAAUUCACACUGGGGAAAAGCCCUAUGAAUGUAAAGAGUGUGGGAAAAGUUUUAGUUUGAAUUCAGUCCUGAUUCGGCAUCAGAGAAUCCACACUGGGGAGAAACCUUAUGAAUGUAAGGAGUGCGGCAAGGCCUUCCACCGGAGCUGGGCAUUCCUACAGCACCAGAGGUUCCACACGGGGGAGAAACUCUAUAAAUGUAAUGAAUGUUGGAAAACUUUCAGUUGUAGCUCACACUUUAUAGUACAUCAGAGAAUCCACACUGGGGAGAAGCCUUAUGAAUGCCAGGAGUGUGGGAAGGCAUUCAAUCAGAAAAUCACCCUAGUUCAGCAUCAGCGUGUCCACACUGGUGAGAAACCUUACCAGUGUAAGGUGUGUGGAAAAGCCUUCAAAUGGAACGCCAGCUUCAUUCACCACCAGAAGUUGCAUACUAGGAAGAAACCCACCCAAGCUACUGUGUCUUCUGCAGUCAAACCCCACUGCCCCUCUUAUGCGCUCGCCCCACUCACUCCCCAACAUGUGUGCUCUGUCCGAGCCACGCCAGGACCUCCCCUGUCUUCACAUGCAAUGCUCCUUCCUCUCUCUACACCUCUUUUCCUGGUGCUCCCUGUAUCUCAAAUAGUCAGCUCUUCACCUGUACAAAUAGUGUAUUUCUUUCAGGAUUUUACAUCUGGGAAAUCAUCCCCUCAUAGCCUGACCCCUUUGUCUUACUUCCCGUGAGCCCCCUCGUGUAGUCAAGUCCCACUGUACUUAAGUUCUUCAUUGAUACUCAUCUGUUCUUGUAUAAGUCAUUAUUUUCCCAAUUCUCUUUUAAAUUCUCAUAUCUAAGGGCCGUGUUUGUUUAUUUUCAGUUCCCCAGGUAGAAAUGGUUGUAUGCCCUUUUCAGCAUCUGCUGGGGCUUAUAAUACCAUCAGCCUACCAACCUUGUCUACUAGAAUUGGAAGAGUUUGCAGAACAUUUUGACUUUUAGGAGUAUGACUAUGACAUUACAUGAGACGGGCCAUAGUAAUUUGUGAAAUAAGAGCUAGGGAGGAGGGCAUCAGAGUGUAUCCAAUGGUUACUUUCAAGAUUUAAGGCCACUGGUGGACCAGUAGCAAGGGUCACUGAGGAAUCAGCUUUGGAUUAUUUUUUUACCUUGAUAAUAACCAAUAGAAGGAUCUCUGAACUAAGCAAUAGACCAUAGAACAGUGAAAAGAAUAUGAAGUGAUGAGUUGGCAUUGAUAGCAAUAAUGUAAAAUUAUGUUUUUAAACUUAAUUGGAAGGGAACUGUGGCUCUUCUGUUUGGAUUCCUUUUUCUAUUUGUAUGUUUAAUUUCAAUAUCCAA
Condylura cristata (star-nosed mole) is the source of this 2441-nucleotide messenger RNA. It is a transcript of the gene ZNF619, whose product is annotated as zinc finger protein 619. Bases 56 to 1837 code for a protein of 593 amino acids. NCBI's taxonomy places the organism in Eukaryota, Metazoa, Chordata, Mammalia, Eulipotyphla, Talpidae. The record is from RefSeq and is a predicted model, not a curated record. Gene Ontology annotation, molecular function: DNA-binding transcription repressor activity, RNA polymerase II-specific. Gene Ontology annotation, biological process: negative regulation of transcription by RNA polymerase II. The transcript is spliced from 4 exons.